Alternaria alternata is the source of this 1282-nucleotide messenger RNA. RefSeq lists its product as hypothetical. The record is from RefSeq and is a predicted model, not a curated record. The coding region runs from base 39 to 929 and encodes 296 amino acids. Gene Ontology annotation, molecular function: small ribosomal subunit rRNA binding. The transcript is spliced from 2 exons. NCBI's taxonomy places the organism in Eukaryota, Fungi, Ascomycota, Dothideomycetes, Pleosporales, Pleosporaceae. Gene Ontology annotation, cellular component: nucleolus; small-subunit processome.
CCCGCGAACAAUCAACUGCUCCAACACACAAAGUCGCAAUGAAGUUAAAGCGCGCCAAGGCGUACAAGAAGCAGCUCCAUCAAUACGAACUCAACUUCGGCUUCCGCGAACCCUAUCAAGUCCUGCUUGAUUCACAGAUCCUCGAAGAUGCCUACUCGUGCAAAAUCGACCUGCUCGCGCGACUGCAAAAGCUGCUUGGCGCGCAGGUAAAGCCCAUGAUCACGACUUGCGACAUGCGACACCUCUACAACGCAGAACCGAAGAACGAGACCCUCAUAUUACAAGCCAAAGAGUACGAGCGCCGGCGGUGCAACCACCAAGACUUGGAGAAGCCGCUGAGCACACUGGAAUGUCUGAGCUCUGUAGUGGACCCCAAGGACAAUGCGACCAACAAGCAUCGAUAUGUGGUUGCGGCCAACGACCCGGACACGCGCGCAAAAAUGCGACAAAUCGCCGGCGUGCCAAUCAUAUACCUGUCCAAGUCUAUAGUUCUCAUGGAGUCUAUGGCUGAGGCGACGGAGCAACAUCGCGAGCGAGAGGAAAAGUCAAAGUUCAAACUGGGGCUCAAAGGCCAGCGGAAGCCAGACGAGGCGCCCAAGAGGAAGAGAGAAGACGAGGGACAAGCUGGACAAGGCGAUCAAUCUAUUGAAGAUCAAGCUACUGGAGACGCGAGGCCCAAGGCGAAGAAGCGCAAGGGGCCCAAGGGACCUAAUCCGCUGAGUGUCAAGAAGCCGAAGAAGGAGAAGACGGCCCAGCCAAGUGCUGCCAAGAAGACGCGACCAUCCACAUCAGAGACCGACGGUGACAAGAAGAGAGGCGAACGUGAAGAUUCUGCGCCUCGCAAGAGGAGAAGGAAGCACAAGUCCAAGGCUGACGGAGGCGGGGAUGCGCCGGAUGGAGGAGAGCCUUCAGAGCCAACUUCGCCAUGAUAGCUAGCAAAAGGCUUAGGUUGAGGUCUGGAUCAAAAUGCGAUACCCGAACCACUGGACACCGUCAGACCAGAUCUGAAAGCAAAAGUUGAGAGGGCGCAACCUACCCCAGUUGUAUGCCAUUUAUAUUACAAGAUAAUUAGGGUGCGCGCGGUGAGGAAGAACAUGUGCCUAGGGAGCUUAUACUCUUUUGCCCUGUGCAAGGAGAUCAGAGACUUUGGGCGGAAGGAUAAGCGCACUGCGGUCAUUGCGCUUCACAAACUCGACCACGACUUCAGCCGUCUUUUCAGGGAGGUCUUCGUGGAGGAAAUGACCAGCGGCGGGAAAAACUUGGAGUUGGAAUUUGCCUGCAU